CCAUGGCCAACAACUCCACCGGCGACCUCCACGCUCCCGGGCCACAGCUGAGUGCGGCUGACAUCGGUGUCAUCACUGCGUAUUUUGCCCUGAACGUGGCCGUGGGCAUAUGGUCCUCUUGUCGGGCGAGCAGGAACACAGUGAGUGGCUACUUCCUGGCAGGCCGGGACAUGACGUGGUGGCCGAUCGGAGCCUCCCUUUUUGCCAGCAGCGAGGGCUCUGGCCUCUUCAUCGGAUUGGCGGGCUCCGGCGCGGCUGGAGGCCUGGCUGUAGCGGGCUUCGAGUGGAAUGCCACGUACGUGUUGCUGGCACUGGCGUGGGUCUUCGUGCCCAUCUACAUCUCCUCGGAGAUCGUCACUUUACCCGAGUACAUUCAGAAGCGCUACGGAGGCCAGCGGAUUCGCGUGUACCUGUCUGUCCUGUCCCUGCUGAUGUCUGUCUUCACCAAGAUAUCGCUGGACCUGUAUGCCGGGGCUCUCUUUGUGCACAUCUGCCUGGGCUGGAACUUCUACCUCUCCACCAUCCUCACGCUCGUCAUCACAGCCCUGUACACCAUCGCAGGGGGCCUGGCCGCUGUGAUCUACACGGACGCCCUGCAGACUCUCAUCAUGGUGGUGGGGGCCGUCAUCCUGGCGGUCAGAGCUUUCGACCAGAUCGGUGGCUACGGACAGCUGGAGGCAGCCUACGCCCGGGCCGUCCCCUCCAGGACCAUCGCCAACACCACCUGCCACCUGCCAAGGACAGACGCCAUGCACAUGUUCCGAGACCCCCACACAGGCGACCUGCCGUGGACUGGGAUGACCUUCGGCCUGACCAUCAUGGCCACCUGGUACUGGUGCACUGACCAGGUCAUCGUGCAACGGUCACUGUCCGCCCGGGACCUGAACCACGCCAGGGCGGGCUCCAUCCUCGCCAGCUACCUCAAGAUGCUCCCCAUGGGCCUGAUCAUCAUGCCAGGCAUGAUCAGCCGGGUGCUGUUCCCAGAUGACGUGGGCUGCGUGGUGCCAUCCGAGUGCCUGCGGGCCUGCGGGGCUGAGGUCGGCUGCUCCAACAUUGCCUACCCCAAGCUGGUCAUGGAGCUGAUGCCCAUAGGUCUUCGAGGGCUGAUGAUCGCAGUGAUGAUGGCCGCGCUCAUGUCGUCGCUGACCUCCAUCUUUAACAGCAGCAGCACGCUCUUCACCAUGGACAUCUGGAGGCGGCUGCGGCCCCAUGCUGGGGAGCGGGAGCUGCUGCUUGUGGGACGGCUGGUCAUCGUGGUGCUCAUCGGCGCGAGCGUGGCCUGGAUCCCCGUGCUGCAGGGCUCCAACAGCGGGCAGCUCUUCACCUACAUGCAGUCGGUGACCAGCUCCCUGGCGCCCCCGAUUACUGCGGUCUUCCUCCUGGGCGUCUUCUGGCCACGCGCCAAUGAGCAGGGGGCCUUCUGGGGCCUGAUUGUGGGGCUGGUGGUGGGGGCCACGAGGUUGGUCCUGGAAUUCCUGCACCCGGCCCCACCCUGCGGCGAGCCAGACACGCAGCCGGCCAUCCUGGAGAGCAUCCACUACCUGCACUUCGCCGCUGUCCUCUUUGUGCUCAGCGGCGCGAUUGUGGUGGCCGGGAGCCUGCUGACCCCAGCCCCGCAGGGUGUUCAGAUCGAGAACCUUACCUGGUGGACCCUGGCUCAGGACCUGCCCUUGGGAGCCAAAGCAGGUGAUGGCCAAACGCCCCAGAAAUACACAUUCUGGGCCCGUGUCUGUGGCUGCAACGCCAUCCUGCUCAUGUGCGUCAACAUCUUCUUCUACGCCUACUUUGCCUGACACUGCCACCGCGGGCAGGAAGCAGGAGGCUGAGUCCUCCAGUCUACCCCUUUUUCCUAACGGGGACACCAAGGCCCAGAGAGGGGCAGACUCUCCUCACAGCUACGUGUGGUCAGUGCCCAGGGACUGGCCUAGCCAGCAAAGCAGGAGCCCAGAAAAACCAGGGGGAAAUGGGGGAAAAAUUGUGAUAUUUCAAAAAUAGCACCAAAGUUGUCAUAAUUGGAAAGAAAAUGAGAUUUCUGAUGGACAUCCU
Molecule: messenger RNA, 2046 nt
Organism: Propithecus coquereli (Coquerel's sifaka)
Lineage: Eukaryota; Metazoa; Chordata; Mammalia; Primates; Indriidae
Gene: SLC5A10
Product: solute carrier family 5 (sodium/sugar cotransporter), member 10
Exons: 15
Coding region: 3-1793 (596 amino acids)
Biological process (GO): transmembrane transport
Cellular component (GO): plasma membrane
Molecular function (GO): D-glucose:sodium symporter activity
Source: RefSeq, a predicted model, not a curated record